GGUAUGAGGAUCUCACCAGCUGGCUACACCCCUUCAUCACCCAGCAGCCACCAGAAUCACUUUAUUCAGCAAAUGUACAAGGUACACAGGAGUUUGGACGUGGUGAUACAGUGCAGAGAAACAAGACACAAAUAGGAAGAAUACGACACUUCCUCUGUAAGUCAGUCAGCAUGCCUCUGUGAACUCGUUCCUGUGCUACCCGAGCACUCUACCUUCCAUCGCCCACCUUUAGGUGCUUUAUGCCCCCCAGCCCUACCCUGUAGGUCCCUCUAUCUCUACACCCUAACCAGUGCCAGGCCAACCCUGCUCGCCAAACCAGCACCAGCCAUCAACUGAGUAGGGGCUAUAGUGAUCAGCAGCCCGCCUCUUAAAGCUCUGAAGUGGGGGCUGGGGGGUAGAUGGGAGUUGGGGCAAGCUCAGAGGGCAGUGAGGUAGUCUAGGAUGGGAUGGGGUGGUAGGGUGAAGGGCUGGGGGGUGAUGGGUAAGGAGGGGGUUGCGGAGUCCCCUUUGGAAGUAGCCGCCCUGGUUUUUGGCUCCGCACGCAGCGACCGCAGAAGAGGCAUGCAUGGCUGCCUCAUGUCCUGGGGGUGACAGGCCAUGGCCCAUUGAGGGAUGAACGCACGGUGGCCUGACCAGCGUGUGUGUGUGUGUGUGUGUGUGUGUGUGUGUGUGUGUGUGUGUUUUGAUGGAGGGUGAAAGAGAACGUCUGUUUAUUAAGUGGUAAAUGUUGUUUGCUUGUUUCUUGGAAAGCUAAAGUACAGUGAAAUGUAAACAAGUAAAUUAUGUCCAAAAUAUUUGUGUGUAUUUACAUUUACGUUCAUUUGGUGGAUGUGUUUUAUCCAAAGCGGCUUAGAGCAAUAACAUAACAUUUCAGCUAUUAACAUUUCAGUAUUUUAACAUUUAAUGUACAGGGUAAAGGGGACACAGUUAGGAAUUACCACUGCAUCUGUCAAUACUAGUACUAGAGGAUAAGAGUGCCUACAUAUUAAUAAGUAGAUAGAUAGAUAGAUAGAUAGAUAGAUAGAUACUUUAUUGAUCCCCGAGGGGAAAUUCAGGACUAGUACUAAGUACUAGUCAGGUAUGGUAGGAGAAGUGGUAGAAGAGGAGGGAAGUGGAGAGGAAGGACUCCCUAGGUAAGUGCGUUUUUGUCAGAAGCGCAAGGAGAGAAAGUAUUCUCGGAAGAGUUGUCUUCAAAAGUUUUUUUAAAGAUGGUGUAGGCUAUGUUUUACUUGAAAAUGUGUUGGGUCAAAACAAAUUAAUUGGUAAUAAAUACAUAAUACACGCCUGUAGUUAUGUAAACAUGUUUUUUUUUUUUUUAAGUGUUACCAUUUAAUAUUGAGUUAAUAACUUUUAGUUAAAGUAGGCUUUAGUAACAAAGAUUAGUUUCGUUAGAGGAAAUAUUGAACAAAAUAUCCAGGAAAACUACAUGUCUGGAGACAUUCUGAUGUAAGCCGAAUGAACCACAGAACUCUUUGUAAUAUGAUGCUCAGGCGACAGAUAUGAAUUUGUAAACCAUAUGCACAACGUGCACGUCGACGCAGAACGAUGCGUGUAUCCGUCAGCACUUGUGCACGUCGUCCGCUGCGCUUCUGCGGAAUUUGCGGGGCUGUAGUCGGACUCCCGAAGACAGACGCCCACCUUGAAAAUAAUGAACAACAAAUUUGACGCUCUGAAAGAUGAUGACAGUGGCGACCAUGACCAAGACAAUGUCUCACCGAAAGACUGUGAAAAGGAAAAAAGUGAAGAUGAGGAGAAGGACCCAAGCGCUGCCAAGAGAAAAGUAGUGAUUCCGGGGGCAGGGGAACACCCUCUGCAGUAUAACUACACCUUUUGGUACUCCCGUCGCACUCCAGGACGGCCCGCUAGCUCUCAGAGCUACGAGCAGAACAUCAAACAGAUCGGCAGCUUUGCCUCGGUGGAGCAGUUCUGGCGAUUUUACAGUCAUAUGAUCAGACCAGGUGAUCUGACUGGCCAUAGUGAUUUCCACCUGUUCAAGGAGGGCAUCAAACCGAUGUGGGAGGACGAUGCCAAUAAGAGCGGGGGGAAGUGGAUCAUCCGUCUGCGUAAGGGCCUGGCGUCGCGCUGCUGGGAGAACCUCAUCCUGGCCAUGCUGGGGGAGCAGUUCAUGGUGGGCGAGGAGAUCUGCGGAGCCGUGGUGUCCGUGCGCUUCCAGGAGGAUAUCAUAUCCAUAUGGAACAAAACGGCCAGUGACCAGGCCACCACCGCACGCAUUAGAGACACGCUACGCCGAGUUCUCAACCUGCCCCCCAACACCAUCAUGGAGUACAAGACGCACACAGACAGCAUCAAGGCUUGGGAAGACUUCCAUGGCCUUGUGAAUGCUAGUGGGGGACGCUAAGGUCUUCUUCAGCAAGUCUAUGCCAAGGAUUUCUUCUAUUUUUAUUUUUGGACGAAGAGCAAUGCUCGCCAUGGAUGAUACCUGGCUGUUGGACGAGAGGUUCCUGUCUUAAAACAUACCAUACAAACAAAACAGAGAUGACCAGUAAAUCCACAUUAAAGAAGAAUGGAACCAGGUGCUCAACAGGGAAGCAAUGUGUUGAAUGGAAACUAGAGAGGAUCGGGAAUCUCAUGCUCCUGAUGCAUGCAGUCCCUAUAGACAACCACCAGGGGGCACUCUUAUGAUGACAAACUUAAUACUGUCGCUGUGAUCUAGAGAAGUAGACUGUUGACAGUCUACACAACAUUCAACCAACCAACCAAGUGAUGUACAGGAGUCGAUGCACCAAGAUUUUAAAAAGUUUACUGUCUAUGAAUUCUGACAACUUUUCAUUGAGCAGCUGUAGCUGUAUGUAUUUGGCAUAAAGAGAAAAAACAGGGUUGCAGGUAUAGUUUUACUAAAGUGCAGUAUUUUAACUGUAGUGUUUUAAGUUGUUUGAACUAGAGCAGUUGUGGGAAAAUGUUAUAUUUCUAAAAUGUUAUUUUGGAAGAUGUACAUUUUUGGGGAAUCAUUCUUGAUUUCUUCCCUUUGAUCUGACAUUUUUGGAAUCCAAAGGUUGAGCGUUGAAAAAAAGGGGUGAGGCCCGUGUAGGGUUACAUGUGUGUGUAUAUGUGUCGGUGACGGCCUCUGUAGGAUGGACCGCCAUGCUGCCUGUAGCACUGUGCCUGGCCUUGAAGCUUACCGUCCUCUCUCUUCUCGCCCCCCAAAGAGAUUUUGUGUGCGUGUUUUUUUUUUUUUUUUUUUUAAGAAAGAUAAAACAAAAAACAGACCAAAACAGUUCCUUAAUGCUGAGGACAUGUUGAAUGACAGCUACCCAAAUGCAGAACGAUGAUUGGUUGGAUGCAAUGGAGAUGUCAGAGACAGCUCAUCGAAUGCAAGGUGCUAAUUGGUCACGUGCAAAGGAGAUGUCAGUGAUGGCUUCCUCAGAGCUGAAUGGCGAUUGGCUGCUCUGGCAUUCACUCAGUUCUGAAAGCCUCAUGAACUGUCAUGGGAUCAGCUGUGAACCCUUGUCUUAACCUUAGAACACUUUUGGACUCUAAACACUUGACUGAGCAGAGAGGGGGCCUGGGGGACCUCAUGUGUCUUUACGUACCCAUAUACGUACAUACUGCCUGGACUUCAGAAGAUGGUGCUGGAAAUGGUGGUUAUGUUUAAAACAAAAAACAAAGGCAUUGUUUGAUUACAAUUGAUUAUAGCAAUAAAUGUUAAUUAUGCAUCUGCUGCUAA
Molecule: messenger RNA, 3685 nt
Organism: Alosa alosa (allis shad)
Lineage: Eukaryota; Metazoa; Chordata; Actinopteri; Clupeiformes; Clupeidae
Gene: eif4e2
Product: eukaryotic translation initiation factor 4E family member 2
Exons: 8
Coding region: 1649-2359 (236 amino acids)
Biological process (GO): translational initiation
Cellular component (GO): eukaryotic translation initiation factor 4F complex; cytoplasm
Molecular function (GO): RNA 7-methylguanosine cap binding; translation initiation factor activity
Source: RefSeq, a predicted model, not a curated record